CGCACGGGGAGACGUCAUUUUGAGGGGGAGUGAGACAUUCAAACGCGCGUCGACCGACGUACCGUACGGUUUUUACUAUCCAGCGGCACGACGCACAGCCCACGAACGUCUCGUAGCGCUUCUCCUUCACGAUGAAAGCCGCCGUCCAAAGGGAAUCCUGUUUUCUGUUCAGGUGUAGGUUAGCUUAGCAUGCUAGCAGGAUGUGUGGACAAACGAGAUGGCACGCAGCUAUUCUGUAGCUAGCUAACGUUCAUCCGGCCAAAUUAUGGCUCAAACACGCAAAGGCUUCAUAUCAGCACCCGGGUGACCCAACGAGAUGUGCUUUAGUUGGUGGGCACCAGGAGUGGGGCAUGGCAGAGACAGAAAUGACCGUGUCUGUGGGGGACGUGGUGGUGGUUAAGGCUGCUGAAGAAGAUGAAGACACAAGGGCUACUGACGCCAGCAAGACGCAGGUCAUCCUACAGCUACAGCCUAUCGCAUCUAGGAUUGGGGAGGACUCGGGUGCCACCGUCGUCACAGUGGAGGCACAAGAUGAAGCUCUAGUAACAGGAGAGGAUGUCGAGCUGGGAUAUCCCAUUACAUGCGGAGAGAGCAAAGCUGUUCUUCUGUUCAAAAAAUUCGUUUGUCCCGGUAUCAACGUCAAAUGUGUCAAGUAUGAGGACCAGCUAAUCAGUCCUAAGCAGUUUGUUCACAUGUCCGGUAAAGCCACUCUAAAAGACUGGAAGCGUGCCAUCAGAAUGGGUGGUGUCAUGCUCAGGAAAAUGAUGGACUCAGGGCAGUUAGACUUCUACCAGCACAGCACGCUGUGCACCAACACCUGUCGCAGCACCAAGUUUGACCUUCUUAUCAACAACACUCGCUUUCCUCCCGACAGCAGCCUGCUCAGUACUCCCUCUUCUGUCCAAGGGCAGGUUGCCAUGGGUAACGGGGGAGAGGUUGUCAUGCUAGAGGAGAAGCCCGAGGAAGCGUCUGCCUCUUUGGAAUGGAGCUCAGCUACCGUGGAAACCAUAGAGAAGAAGGAGGUGCCAGAGAUAUCUGAGGAGACUCUGAAUUUCUGGAAGGGCAUCGCUGACGUGGGCCUCAUGGGGGAGGUGGUCAGCAACAUCCGUACGGAACUGCUGGAGAUGCUGAGGGGGGUGCAGCUCCACUCCGACCAGGCCGGCCUGCAGGACGCUGAAGUGGCUGUUCUGAGUAACCUGGCUCAGGUGUUUGGCCUGCUGGACUCCAUCAAACGCAUCCUUUGCGUUCGGCGACAAAUGACUGACCCAGGACAGAAACAGGUCCUCAAAACUCUGACAAGUCUGGAGCAGCAGCUGGAGGAGCAGAAGAAGCAGCAGACUCAGAACUGGCUGUCUCAGCCCCAGGCCCUGGGCAGCCUUCUCUUGCCCUCCCCUCCGCCGGCCAAACGCGCUCCCAAGAGGCCCCGCCUCCAGCGGCCAGCCUCCGCCACGCUGCUGAGCCCGGCGUCGGCACAGGCCGUGGCCCUGCGGCCGCCCCAGUUCACCAUGUUCUCCCCAAUCACGCUGUCCUCCAUGGGGCGGCCCUUCACCGUGGCCGGCCUGGCCCAGCCGGCCAGCACGCUCACGCUGCACACGCUGUCGGCCGGCUCGCAGUUCUUCACCCGCAUCGCCACGGCCGCAGACGGCAAAGGCGAAACCAUCACGUUGCACCCGACGCAGGCGCUCACGUUGCUGGGCACGGCGGCGGCGGCACCGGAGCCCGCCCAGCUGGGCACGGUGAUGGGGCCCGUGGAGCUGUUGCGCCUGGCCCCAGGCACGGCUGGAGUGGCCCAGGACGGCGAGGUGGUGACAGGGACGGUGCUAGUACGGGAGGAUGAGGGCCAGGCUCAAGCCGCCACGGUAAUCGAGAUCGACCCCGUUCCAGGGGAGCACAGAGUGGGCGUGGUGGCACUGCAGCUCGAGGGGGAUCCGAUGGAGAGCGCCAUGACCUUGAAGGAGGGCGACGGGGAGGAGUCAAAUGAAAUGGUGGUGCAGGAAGACUCCGAGGAGGUGCAGGGGCAGUUAGAAGAGGUGCAGGGGCAGUUAGAGGAGGUGCAGGGCAACACGGAGGAGCUGCAUUUGGAAACCAAUGGGCAAAUUCACAACCUGCAGAUCUUAGUGGUGGAGGAGGAGGAGCAGACAGAGGCUGAGGACAAAUCUUAAUAAUAUGCACUCACACACACACACACACACACACACACACACACACUCUGACCGUUGAGAUGGUCGGAGACGUUUGCACUUGCAGCCAAGUCUGUUUUUUGUACCUACUUUUCUUAAUGAGGUCUGCAUGGCCACGUUUGAAAUCUGUGUAUCUGCUUUUGUAUGAGCUACUUCAGUAUUCUUUUUUGAACUUCAGAGGAUGCAUGUGCAUUUUGUUAUGAUUUUGUAGAAACAAGUUCAGUAUUUUUUAUUUUUUAUUGGAUCACAGAAGGUUAGAUUGGGCACUUUUUUUUUCUUUAUCAUAGUGCCAAAGUGUUAGGGACCCCCAUUACAACAAUGCCCUGUUCCCACUAACCUAGAAUUUAGACUCUAGUAGACUGUAAUACUUGAAAACUGUGUAGAUGCUUGUGAAACUAGAAAAUAGUAAUAUUUGUACUAAGUUGUAACAUCUUGGACUGUAUUAGAACUUGCACAUUUUAUCAUCAUUUCAAGUGAUCAUUUGCCCUUCAUCAAAUGAUGACUGUCAAUGCAGUAACACUGUCUGGUGACUGGCUUGUGUGUGUGGAAAC
Electrophorus electricus (electric eel) is the source of this 2731-nucleotide messenger RNA. RefSeq names its product glucocorticoid modulatory element binding protein 1 (gene gmeb1). Gene Ontology annotation, cellular component: nucleus. Lineage: Eukaryota; Metazoa; Chordata; Actinopteri; Gymnotiformes; Gymnotidae. The record is from RefSeq and is a predicted model, not a curated record. Gene Ontology annotation, molecular function: RNA polymerase II cis-regulatory region sequence-specific DNA binding. Gene Ontology annotation, biological process: regulation of transcription by RNA polymerase II.